Molecule: messenger RNA, 846 nt
Organism: Penicillium angulare
Lineage: Eukaryota; Fungi; Ascomycota; Eurotiomycetes; Eurotiales; Aspergillaceae
Gene: rpnL
Product: proteasome regulatory particle lid subunit rpnL
Exons: 2
Coding region: 1-846 (281 amino acids)
Biological process (GO): proteasome-mediated ubiquitin-dependent protein catabolic process
Cellular component (GO): proteasome regulatory particle, lid subcomplex; proteasome regulatory particle; cytosol
Source: RefSeq, a predicted model, not a curated record
AUGGCCGACCUCAAGACCCUCCUGCCAGAGCUCCAGAACGCUCUCGAGCGCCGACAGCUCGACGCAGCCAAUGACCUUCUCAGCAAAGCCAAGCGUGCUCUUCUCAUCCAAAAUGCUUUGAUACCCACACCUACUACACCCCCUCAGCUCGUCGUCCUUGCCAGACAGGUCCUUGAGCUUGGAGCCCUCGCUUCUAUCCGACAAACCGACGCCCAGACCUUCACAAGAUACUAUCAACAAUUGCAGCCUUUCUACGAUCUUGAGCGACACGUUGGUGGGCCAAACCAGCCAAAAGCAAAGGUGGAUGUUAGCACAAGCCAGCGCAGUAAGAUCACAGGAUUGUACUUGUUACUUCUCCUGAGCAGUGGCGAUAGCGCCAACUUCCAUACCGUGCUCGAGGGAUUGGUGGAGGAGGCCAGCUUGAAGGAUGCUCGUGUUGAGGAUGAUGCAUACAUCAAAUACCCAGUUGAUCUGGAGCGAAACUUGAUGGAGGGUAGCUAUGAUAAGGUGUGGCGGGAAACGAAGUCGGAGCGUGUGCCGGAUGAGGACUUUGGAUUAUUCUCCAACGUUCUUAUCGGUACCAUUCGCAGCGAGAUUGGCGACUGCUCGGAGAAAGCCUAUCCCUCCCUUCCUAUCUCGAACGCCAAGAACCUCCUCUUCCUAGAGUCAGAGGGUGCUGUUAUUGAAUUUGCCGAGCAGCGCGGCUGGAUCCUACGUGAUGGACGGAUAUACUUCCCCGUUGAGCCCGAGUCAGCUAUCAGGUCCGAGAAGGAUAUCUUGUUGGCCAGUGGCACCGUGAUCGAGAAUACACUAGGCUACGCCCGGGAGCUGGAGACAAUCGUUUAA